UCUGUUUGUCUGUACACUUUGGUUCUCUAACUUCUUUUCCUCUGUUUUCUUCACGUUACCUCACUUUAGUCUUUUCCUUUUUGCAUUUAUCUUUUCUCUCCUUUUGUUCAUCUUCCACUGUUACACUUGUUCUAUUUUUUUAUUUUUUAUGGGAAGAAAAGACCAGAAAAAUACAUCAGUUCAGGGUGAAGUGUAUAUAAGUGUACCUGUGAAGUAGCUAAGUGUGUUGUGAAGUAUAGAAGUGUUGAGAAGGAUCGAGGACCUAAUUAACAAAGCGGAACAGGUCAAAAGAAAAAGACGAAGAAGGAGAAGAGGUUUUGAGUUGUAAAAGUGUCCCGUUGUAAUGGCGGAAGUAAUCGUUUGUUUGUAAACACUAAAUUCUCGACAUGGCCGGCCUGGUGGCGGACUACAGUUCGUCCUCAGAGGGGGAGAGUGAACUGGAGCUUGCCAAGGAAAUAAGUACAAGAAUUGCUGACCAGAAGACUGUUAAUUACUUUGAGUCACCUGGGAAAAAAGACACUAAAAAGGUGAAGAAAAAUGAAUCUAAAAAGCAGGAGGUUCUGGCCAACCCCUUGCGCAAGAGUGCCAUUCCCUCGCCCUUUGAAAGUGACUCCUCGGCCUCCGUCUUCUUCAACCCGUUUCACAAGGCCCAGGAGGACAAAAAGACUGUCCUGGAGAAACACGUGAAAAUGACAGAAAAUCCAAAAGAUGUGUUGGAAAUUAAUGGGAAGAAAAUAUGCUGGAACUACAGAAAAGGACGUUGCAAGUUUGGACACAAUUGUAAAUAUGCACACGAUUCUGACAUCAGUAAGCCGUCAGACUCCAAAGACAUGCAGAACGCCACAGGGACAGUGCUGCACGGGGACACGCUGGCCACUCAGGUCCCGGUGACUGAUGCUGUUAUUGACGAGCUCUCCACCAAAAAGAAAAAACGCCCCGGCCUCUCCGACGGAAUAGUUCCUAGUAAAAAAGUACAAAAGUUUCAUCGAAAACAGCAGUCUAAAGAAACUCCGUGGCUCCUGAAAAGAUAAAUUUAAUAUUUCUGGACUGACUGCAUAUCUGAAUGAAAGUUGUUGGCAGGUACAGGUAGUAAAUUGUGUUAGAUUCUUUAUUUUUGUAAAGCAAACAGGAGUACACCUGAAAAUGUUUGCACUGAUCAUUACAGAAAAUCUGUAGUUGAAGCAAACAUGGAAAAAAUAAUUUCCAAUGUGGAUUCACUGAUGCAAAACAGAUUAAUUUGUCAAAGGUUUUGUCUUGUAUGCUUACACCAAUGUCUACACACUUCUGGAUAAAUAGAUCACCAGUAUAUAGCAAGCAAAGUGAAAAUAUUUGAGAAGCUUGUAAUGUGAGGAAAGUGUGUUAUUUAUAAGAUGUGAAGCCAAAGAAUACUAAUUUUCUUUUUUACAUCAUCCUACUACUUAACAAGCCAGUCAUUCAGCAUCAGAUGUGAUGCUGAUGGUUUCUGCAGCCAUGUAGCUUUCUUCAUAAGUGCACAAUGGACCAUGGUGGCCAUUUUUACCUUGCCUUGCAUCAACAGGGAGUGUAAACUGGUUGGUCAGCAAGGUGUAACAACUGCAGUUAGUUGAUUAUUCAAUGCUAUACUCAGGCCUGUGUCCCAGGGUAAGCAAUUCAUAUCACCCACAGGCUCAGAGUCUGAGCUGAGGCCACAGACAAUGUGCAGCAUUGCAUAUACCUCACAUUACCUUUUCUGUUUGGUUACCAGCAAUCAACUAUGUUGGAAACCAAAGCAGAAAUCAGGUUUGUUGUGAGUUGUGACUACUCCCAGACACCCCAUUAACUGUUGUGGUCACCUGCAUGACUCACCCUCACAAGAUCUUAUUAGAUCAUAAGCCUUUGCAGUUCACGUAUGUAACACAAAACAUGCCGGUACAAGAAUAUGAAAUUGAUUGCAGAAAGUACUUGUCAACAGAUGAGUUUAGUUUACCCAGCACAGAGCAAUUUAUCGUUGCUUUGGGAUAUAGCAUCCUGCUGUUGUCAUUGAAAUGAAUUUGUAUUCACACAGGACAUGUUUAGUUAUCUGCACUUUUUUAUGUAAAACAAAAUCUAGAGAGCAGUGAACAAAGUGAGUGAAGGAAAGGGAUCACACGAAGAAGGUUUGGAUCAUUCUGAUCCAGUGCAUGAAGUACAGUCUUGAGCUACCAAACUAUGCAUCAUCUUCCUCAAAAAUAUGCAACUCAUUUAUUAUAUAUUUAAAUUUUAUUAUAACUUAUACGUAUAUAGCUUUGAAAUUACUAAUAAAGGUAAAUUGGAAUGCAUUGAGCUACAGCAUCAAAAAAGCUUUACUCCUACAUCGUACAUGAACUUUGAGGUGCAGUGUGCCGAGUCACGUCACAUACCCGUUACUAGUUUUUAUGUUUAGUGUAAUAAGAUAAGAUAAGCAUCCAUUUGGUUCCCAGGCACAUAUGACCUUAACUUUUUUUUAUUUUUUCAUUGUGGAGGAUAAGUGUAAAUAUAACCAAAUUUUUCCCAUAGGAAGUAAGAGAAGGAGAUCACUUGUUACAGUUUUAAGAUAACCUUGAAAAUGUGAAAAGUGUUAAGUCAUGGAGAGCAGCAAAGGAGAUGAGGUGACAUAUAGCUUUAGAUUUUGUGCUGUACUGGAAAAUAUUGAAUCUUCUUAUAUACAAGUAUGAAUUAUUUUGAUGUCCGUUACGUGCAUAUAUUAUAAUGUUAUGUAAGCCUCUGACCACUAUUCUCAAACUGGGCUCAAUCCAUCACUAUCACAGCCUGCCAAGCCUGCCAGCAUUACAACACCUUAGAGAGUAACACUUCCUUCUUUCUACAAACUUAUACUCACCAAUUUGCUUCACGAAUCUUAUUAUAACCUACAGUUCUCUUUCCCGUGAUACCAUAUCAUUUUCCAACACCACAGUUUCUUAGAGAGUGACCUGUUCCUCCCACAACUCAACUCACACAACUCAAGCCGGCGGUGAAAAUCUAGAGUUUUCUUUCAUCCGAGUACUUUUUGUGUAAUAUUUAUGGUUUUAUUUAAUAUUGUUUUUGUAUACCCUGGAUAUUGAACCUUUCUAGAUGUAAGGCUUAAGUCAUAUGGAUAAGACCUUCUCACCAGUCAUUUGCCUUUCUCUUUUCUCUGAUCUUUCCCUCGUCUAAGGCAACAUCUCAUAAUUCAUCAACCAUAGUUACCUACGUAAUUACAUCAAUCAGUUAUUUCACAUUGCAUCCCUCUCUGUUCUUUCUCUGUCCCUCUGUUUUUCUCUGUCUCUGUUGUCUCUGUUUUACUCUGUCUCUGUUAAUUUUUCUCUGCCUUCUCUGUCUCUGUUCUCUCUCUGUUCCUUCUGUCUCUGCUUCUGUUUUGCUGUCUUUUCUUUUUUUCUCUGCCUUCUCUGUCUCUGUGUUCUCUCCCUGUUCUUUCUCUGUUUUUCUUUGUCUUUCUGUUCUUUGUUUAUCUGCCUUUUCUCUUGUAAUUUUGUAUCACAGCAACUAUAACUACAUAACUUCAUCUAUCAUUUAUUCCAUAUCACGUCCCUUGCCACAUCACUCGCAUAUUGUAUUUCCCAUGCAUGAAUUUUGAAUGUUUUGAAGAUCAUUACUUUUCAUUUGGUGUUUACUCGUCAACAUGUUUUAUAUUACGAAAAAAGAAGUUAUGAAUUAAUUAUUACGUACAGUGUUUCUUUUUUUGUAUUGAAUGUAACAAACGUAUCUAUCAUGAUUCCCCGUGACACCCAAGAAAUUUAUGAUUAUAUAAAUGGAAAGGAAUUAUUGAGAAGACAUCUAUAUCAGAACACAAAGGACACAUUGACAUAGAGAGCACGUUGACCAUCUUAUGACCUUGAUAAAACUGAUGAACUUUGACACAGUGCAAUUUACGUAUUUCUGAUGGUAAAUUGUGCAAAGCCUCAAAAAUCCUGUUCAAUUAAAAAUGCGCAUGUCGAAA
Eriocheir sinensis (Chinese mitten crab) is the source of this 3913-nucleotide messenger RNA. RefSeq lists its product as uncharacterized. NCBI's taxonomy places the organism in Eukaryota, Metazoa, Arthropoda, Malacostraca, Decapoda, Varunidae. The record is from RefSeq and is a predicted model, not a curated record. The transcript has 2 exons. Gene Ontology annotation, molecular function: metal ion binding. Bases 387 to 1031 code for a protein of 214 amino acids.